AUGGCCCGAACUGUGACUGCUUUGACAAUCGCCACCCUAUUGGCACUAUUUGAAAUCGGAUCUUGCCUUAAGUGUUACCAGUGCAAUUCGCAAUCGGAUCCUACAUGUAAAGACCCGUUCUCUGCUAAGGAUAAAUUAGUGGAUUGCGUCAGCCAGGACUCGAUCAAUUAUAACCGUGUCUACUUAAGAGAUAUUCUACCUCGUGAGCUCGCGGACGGUGUUGCAGGAGCGCCACGUUACUGUCACAAACUUGUCAUGCAAAAUGGUGCAACUGUCCGUACUUGCUUGGACGCUAACCCCUCUAACCUGAGUGAAUCGUGCCGAUUACUUGAUAACACCAAGAUGAUGACCACCGACCCCAGUAAGCAGAUCAAAUCCUGCACCGUUUGUGACAAAGAAGGAUGCAAUGGCGCGGGAUCCCUUACCGUAUCAGUACCACUCGCCAUCAUGGCAGUUCUUGCUUCAUAUUUGUACAAACAA
This is a messenger RNA of Brenthis ino (lesser marbled fritillary), 480 nucleotides long. NCBI's taxonomy places the organism in Eukaryota, Metazoa, Arthropoda, Insecta, Lepidoptera, Nymphalidae. The record is from the annotation of a GenBank genome assembly.